AUGGGAAUGAAAGCACGAUGCCAGUGCUCCAAGGUCCAAUUCACAGCACCUACAGACAAACCCCUGGUAACUUACAUCUGCCACUGCACCGAAUGCCGUCACCAAAGCUCGUCCGCGUUUGGCAUCUCGACUAUCUUCCCCUACUUUGAGCUGCCAGACUCAGUAUUUAGUCUGCUGAGCAGCCACACGCGAUUCACCCUCAAGGGCCGCUGGAUGGAGUGUUUCUUUUGCAAGAGCUGUGGUGCGCGCGUCAUGCACCGUUUCCGUGAUGUUGUCCCUGCGCCGGGGGAAGACCCGAGUCCGACUGCCAUUAUCAAUAUCAAGGGUGGUUGUCUCGAAGGUCUGAAUCGGGACAUGCUGCGUCAGGCGAUUCAUGUUUGGUGCAAAGAGGCGAUUGUGGAUAUCCCCGAGGGCGUGGAGAGGUGGGAUGAGGGAGCGCCCGGGGUGAAUCCGUUGCAGUCAAGUUGA
Penicillium alfredii is the source of this 468-nucleotide messenger RNA. Its product is annotated as GFA family protein. Bases 1 to 468 code for a protein of 155 amino acids. Gene Ontology annotation, molecular function: carbon-sulfur lyase activity. The record is from RefSeq and is a predicted model, not a curated record. Lineage: Eukaryota; Fungi; Ascomycota; Eurotiomycetes; Eurotiales; Aspergillaceae. The transcript has a single exon.